AUGUCCGUCUUUGACCUUGACCUAGGACAGGAUUCGUUUGCUGAAAUGAUCUCAUCGAGCAUGACAAGUCUUGAGCAGUUACAUAUUGGCGUAGUCUAUAAGGAACCAGGUCACCUCUAUACUGACUCCAGUUCUGGUAAACCUUGGAUCGACAUUUUCACACGUUUCGUUGGGUUGUUUCCCAUAUCUCGCUUGAUCAUCGAUUUUUGCGGUCGGAGAGAUAUUUCUUUUCCAUGGUUUAGCCCCAUAGCCGAUGAGCUUUCUGUUACAAACCUUAAGGUAUUGAAACUUCGAUGGGCUCGUUCCACUCUAGAAAUGAUGCUGAAACUUCUACGAAGACACCGAUGUUUGGAAGAGAUAAUAUUCUUCCGUGUAGAAAUUUCCGCAGAUAAGUCACUUCCGGGUACAGAUGCUUGGAAAGAACUUAUUUCUACAGUCAUGGCCGAAUGGAACGUACCACCCAGAAUAACUUUGAAACAUUGCCUCUCAAACCGAAAAACAAUUGGUCUGGUUGGCGAUGGCUCUGUUGGAAAUGAUGUUGUCAUCAUCAAAGACCGCGAUGGUCCUCAAGAAGGCAUGGCUAAACUUGUUCAAGGAGUCGUAAACAGUUUUCAGCCGAGGGAGUCUUUUCAACCAACGUAUCAGGUCCCAUUAACCGCUGCUGCCCUUUAUUAUCAUAACACGCGGUAA
This is a messenger RNA of Glarea lozoyensis ATCC 20868, 690 nucleotides long. RefSeq lists its product as uncharacterized. The transcript has a single exon. Bases 1 to 690 code for a protein of 229 amino acids. Lineage: Eukaryota; Fungi; Ascomycota; Leotiomycetes; Helotiales; Helotiaceae. The record is from RefSeq and is a predicted model, not a curated record.